Molecule: messenger RNA, 1227 nt
Organism: Vigna umbellata (rice bean)
Lineage: Eukaryota; Viridiplantae; Streptophyta; Magnoliopsida; Fabales; Fabaceae
Product: transcription factor bHLH18-like
Molecular function (GO): protein dimerization activity
Source: RefSeq, a predicted model, not a curated record
AUCAAUCAAUAACCAAUAAUGGCACGGGAAGGAGUCCCACGUCGCUCAGUUUCGGCAUCUCCCCUCAAGAGCAUAAGCAUAUAUAAACUGCACUACAGCCAUUUUGUAGUUCGAUGGACCAAAUGGAUGAUGACUCAUGGCAAAAAUGGGUUUCGAUUUUGGAGGAAAAUGAUUGGCAUACUUUACGUGAUUUUGACCUGAACUCUGCUGGAGAAGAAUUUAAGGGGGACAGUUCAGUGGUGCCUGCAGAAUAUUCAUUGAAAGAAAGCAGCACUACCCUUCUAAGCAAUUUUCCAUCUUUGGAAGAGAACACUGGCUUUGACAUGACUAGUUUCACACAACAACAUGUUUCUCCACGACCAAAGUCUUGUGUUCUGUCGUUUGAGAAUUUCACUUCAGUGCCAAUUUUUGAUAAGAAAACAUGCCAACAUCUUGGUGAACACUCAAAUCAGACUCAAGAAAAAACCAGAAAACCCCUCAAGAGGGAAAGAAACUCUUCUCAGACACUUGAUCACAUAAUGGCCGAGAGGAAAAGGAGAGAGAAUCUCACCAAAAUGUUCAUUGCCCUUUCUGCUCUUAUUCCUGGCUUGAAAAAGGUGGACAAGGUUUCUGUUCUGAACAAGGCCAUAGAAUACGUGAAGUGUCUUGAACAGCGUGUGAAAGAUUUGGAGAAAGAGAAUAAGAAAAGGAAGAUAGAAUCAGAAGGGUGCUUGAAAGUGAGCAAAAGCAACAUGGUUGGAUACGACUUUUCGUGGAUCUCUCAUGCUUGUAAUGAUGGUGACAAAGCUAGCAAGAAAUGUUCGAAGGUUGAAGCAAGAGUUGCAGGAAAAGAUGUACUUAUCAGAGUAACGUGUGAGAUGCAAAGGAACAUUGUGCAGAACGUAAUGGCCAAGCUUGAAGCUCAUAAUCUCUCUGUUGUUAGCAGCAAUGUUUUGCCUUUUGGGAAUUCUGCUAUCACCAUUACCAGCAUUGCUGAGAUGAACCCUAAAUUCACCACGACAGUUGACAACUUUGUGAAAACAUUGACUGAGGAUUUGUCCAAGUGCUGUAACCUGUAAUAUUAAUAAAGAGCCACACAAGAAAUAUUAAUUAAUGCAUUAUCUGCUGCUUCAGCACGUUUCUGUUGAAUGUAUCUUUUCCAUUUUUGUCAAUCAUUGAAGCUCCUAAAGAAAGAAAUAAUGCUGCUGUGCAUGAUAGUUAUGGUUUUUGCAAUCUUCACGAACAUUU